AUGGAAUCGAACAUAGAAUGGACACACACUAAUCGAGGUGCAAGAGCAUUUAUAUACAAAAACCAAAAGUACAGAAAGCGAUGUUCAAAUAAAGACGGUUCAGAGAUAUGGGUUUGUUGUAAAAAAUCUUGUGGUGCAUCAACUGUUUUGCUUAAUGGCAUCAUUAAACGAUAUCCACAAGAACAUCCACAUGACGAACUUCAACAUUCAUCCGAAGUUAGAAAUCUAUUACAAAAUAUAUGUACAGAAACAAAAAAGGAUUUAUUAACACCAGUAACUGAAAUUUAUCGACAAAACUUAGUACAAUACAAAAGAAAAAAAGGAACAGCUGAAGAUGUACCAAUCUUCAACUACAUAAGAUCAACGGCUUAUCGACGUAGAUCAUCAGUUCUUCCACCAAUUCCAAAAACAUUAGAAGAUAUUAUAAUACCUGAUGAUUUGAAAUUUUUAGAAAAUGGUGAUCCGUUUUUAAUAUUUGACAAUCCAGCACCAAAUCGUAUUAUUACAUUAUGUUCUCCACAAGCAUUGAUUGAACUUAGUAAAUGCUUCUAUUGGCUUGCUGAUGGAACUUUCCGAAGUGCACCACAAAAAUUUGUUCAAUCAUAUUCAAUUCACGGCCGUACUGAAUGGGGAAUCCAUCCAUUUAUUCACAUUGCAAUGUGUGGUCGCAAACAAGAGCAAUAUGAAUUGCUUUUUCAAGGUUUAUUUAAUUAUGCAAAUAGAAAUAAUAUUAAACUUCAGCCUAUCAGUUUUGCUUCAUCAUUUCAAGAUAGAGAUGUUAAAAGAGAAUUAGCAAAUUUAUUUGGGCUGCCAUUAAUACCUUUACAAUAUGUUUUUACUGUAUUUGAAAAAAUUGCUUCACAAUUACUUCUAAAGAUAACAGAUAUUGAAACCUUGCUUCAAUAUUUUUCAAAUACAUAUUUGUAUGGAAGCAAAUUUCCACCACCACGAUGGAAUCAUUUUUCCUCCAUUGGGUUUACACAUAGAACAAAUAAUGCUCUUGAAGGUUAUCAUCGUUCAAUAAAUGCACGAAAUGCGCCACAUCCAAACAUUUGGAAAUAUAUUCUAUUAAAAAGGGAGUUAGAUGAACAAACGUUGAUAUCAGUAUCUCAAGAAAUAAAACAAAAACGCUCUACAAAGCAUCAACGUAAACGCUAUCGUGAUCAUGACAAUCGUUUAAUUGAAGCAAAAGAACUAUUAAUUAAUAAACAAAUUGAUCUAUUAGAAUAUCAACGACGUAUUCGAUCUCUUACAUAUGGAUACAUAAAAUAUCAUGAAGAAAAUGAUGACGAUAGUGAUGUCGACAAUGACGUGUAG
Messenger RNA from Rotaria sp. Silwood1, 1317 nucleotides. The record is from the annotation of a GenBank genome assembly. NCBI's taxonomy places the organism in Eukaryota, Metazoa, Rotifera, Eurotatoria, Philodinida, Philodinidae.